Anisakis simplex (herring worm) is the source of this 351-nucleotide messenger RNA. Lineage: Eukaryota; Metazoa; Nematoda; Chromadorea; Rhabditida; Anisakidae. The record is from the annotation of a GenBank genome assembly.
AUGGGCGAUAGAGUAGAAGUGAAUCUGUCGAGCAGUCUUAAGAAGAGCGCAGGUCAGUGGGAUUGGCCACUGAACCGUAACGACGGUAUCGUUGAGGUGAUCAACACCGACGAUAAAUUCGAAGUGGUGCUCGAAGCCGCUUUCUUCCAACCCAAAGAGAUUGAGGUGAAAGUAAUCGGUGAUCAGUUGGUGGUUCGUUGUUACCACGAAGAGCACACACAGCAAUUCGGCGAGGUGAAGCGAGAGGUGAAUCGAUGUUACAAUCUUCCAGCUGAUGUCGAUAAGAAGACCAUCAAAUCGAACCUCACCUCCAGAGGCCAUCUUGUCAUCACAGCCAGCAAAACCAAAUAA